Gossypium raimondii (Peruvian cotton) is the source of this 1587-nucleotide messenger RNA. RefSeq names its product probable serine/threonine-protein kinase At1g01540. The record is from RefSeq and is a predicted model, not a curated record. Gene Ontology annotation, molecular function: protein kinase activity; ATP binding. NCBI's taxonomy places the organism in Eukaryota, Viridiplantae, Streptophyta, Magnoliopsida, Malvales, Malvaceae. Gene Ontology annotation, biological process: protein phosphorylation. The transcript has 4 exons. Bases 640 to 1416 code for a protein of 258 amino acids. Gene Ontology annotation, cellular component: membrane.
CGAAAUUGAGAUGCAAUACAAAGUCUUGAGGCUAUACCAAUUUACAGCAUAAACUUCAUACUUUGGUUCAUAUGAUUUGCAUCCCCAUGCUUGUGGCGAAUUUAUGUCGAAACAAUUCUGCCUUUUCUCUUUUAAGUUUUUCGUUGAAGUAGUAAAAGGAUUUUAUUAGAAUUACGACUCAUGCUUUCUUUUGGAAGUUGAGUAGUAGAUAUUGUAACCACGAUUGUGUCCAUUAACCUCCCUGAUAAUAAAAGUAAUUGCUGAUAUUACUAAGGAAAAAUAGUAAUACAUGCAUAGUUGCUUGAGCACAUUAAAACUGGAGUGGUGCUAGACAUGUGAUCUUAUGUUUAACUAUGUUGCUCGAAAGAGUUAAAGACAUAUGUUAAAGUACUUGCAUUGUUAUGUAAUUUGAUAGUUUGCUCCUUUGAAUUCAUCACUGAGAUGAGUUGUGACUGUAGGUCUUCAAAAUGGCCAAAGCACUACAACGUUUUGGCAUGAAAAGAGCAUUAGUUGUGCACUCAGAGGGUUUAGAUGAAAUGAGUCCCCUUGGGCCAGGGCGAGUCCUUGAUGUCACUCUAGAAAAAAUUGAGAAGUUCUCAUUUGAUCCAUUGGAAUUUGGCAUUCCUCGUUGUGCUCUAGAUGGACAGUGGAAUUUGGCAAAGUUUUAGGUUCAAUUUAGAAGAAAUAGAGACUGCAACUCAGUACUUUUCGGAGCCGAAUUUGUUGGGAAGAAGUAACUUUGCUGCUACAUAUAAAGGGUUCCUUAGAGAUGGAUCAGCUGUUGUGAUUAAAAGCAUUAGCAAAACUAGUUGUAAAUCAGAUGAUUCCGAGUUCUUGAAAGGAUCGAAUGUUUUAGCAUCGUUGAAACACGAGAAUGUAGUCCGGUCAAGAGGAUUUUGUUGCUCAAAAGCACGCGGUGGGUGCUUCCUCGUUUAUGAUUUCAUCCCUAACGGAAAUUUGCUACAGUAUCUCGACGUAAAGGAUGGUGACGGCACAGUCCUAGAUUGGUCUACUAGAGUUUCCAUUGUUAAAGGCAUAGCCAAAGGGAUAGCAUACUUGCAUGAAUACAAAGUAAACAAACCGGCUCUCGUUCACCAAAACAUAUCAGCCGAGAAAGUGCUCGUCGACCACCGGUUUAAUCCCCUACUUUCAGAUUCCGGCUUACACAACAUCCUCACCAUUGACAUUGUCUUUGGUUCACUCAAAGCCAGUGCUGCCAUGGGUUAUCUCGCACCCGAAUAUGCCAACACGGGUCGUUUCACCGAGAAGAGCGACGUUUACGCGUUCGGGACACUCGUUCUCCAACUCCUUUCGGGUAAACAAAAGGUGACCAGCUCGGUACGUUUAGGAGCUGAAACUCGUAAGUACCAAGAUUUCAUAGACUCGAACCUUCACGGUCGGUUCUUUGAAGCAUAGGGGUAAAUUAUUAGUUAGUCAUUCAAUUUUUAGAGCAUUUUCAUUUUGGGUGACUAAAAUGAAAUCCUUGCAAUUUUGCUACUUAACUUUUAAGGCGCUUUCAUUUUAGUUAUCAAAGCGUUAAAUCUCUAAUGGCGGUUAACUAUACACGCCACAUCAUGUUUACACUUA